Macadamia integrifolia is the source of this 1014-nucleotide messenger RNA. RefSeq lists its product as uncharacterized. Lineage: Eukaryota; Viridiplantae; Streptophyta; Magnoliopsida; Proteales; Proteaceae. The transcript has 3 exons. Bases 1 to 1014 code for a protein of 337 amino acids. The record is from RefSeq and is a predicted model, not a curated record.
AUGAGACGGGUGAAAAAUCAGAUUAGAGAAAUACACACUGAGAAUGGGGAGGUGCUGUCUGCCCCAACAGAUAUUGGCCAAUUCGUCUCGGCUCAUUUUGAUGAAUUUCAUAAAAAAGAUGGGAAAGUCAAGGAGACUGACAUUCUUUACAAUAUUCCAGGGUGUAUUUCUUUGGAGGACAACCUUUUCCUGACUGAUACCCCCUCUAAGGACGAGGUUAAAUCUUCAGUAUUUGACCUAGAUCCUGACAGUGUUCAAGAUCUUAAGGGAGCUAAGCAUGUUAUGAGAUUUUUUGAUCUUUAUCAACAGUAUUCUGGUCAGAUUAUUAGUAUGGAGAAGAGUAAGGUAUUCUCUGGAAAAAUACCAACAAAAAGAAAAUCUCAUCUCAAAGAGGUUAUUAAUAUUCCGGAAUGUAAGUUUCCAACCCAGUAUUUGCGUGUGGAGAUUUUCAAAGGAAGGGUGAAGAGGGACUUGAGUAUGCCUUUGGCUAAUAAGUUCAAGGGUAGGCUGGUUGGGUGGAAGGGGAAACUUUUAUCGCUAAUGGAGCGAUGGACUAGGAAUUUUAUUUGGAGUGGCGAGUUGGAUACUACAAAGGCAAUCACGGUUAGAUGGGAUAUGGUCUAUAAGCCACAAGCUGAAGGUGGUUUGGGCAUUCGAAGGCUGAGAGAUGUGAACCUUGCUAUGUUGUUCAAACUUACUUGGUUUAUUAAAAAUGAUAAGUCAUUGAUUGCUGCCUUUUUGCGUAAAAGAUUCCUCUCUCCUUCAGGGAAGCCAAAGUCCUCAUAUAUAUGCUCCUCUAUUUGGCUAGGAAUUAAAAAGGUUUGGGAUUUUGUGAAGCAGAAUGAAAGAUGGGUGGUAGGGAAGGGUGAUUCCAUCUCUUUCUGGUUUGAUCGAUGGCUCGCAAAUUACUCAGUGGCUGAAAAGGUGGGUAUCAAUGAUAAUGAGAUGCUCCAUGCUAAAGUCUCAGAUUUCAUAGUCCAGGGAAGGUGGGUUUUACCUACUUUGAGUUCCUAG